Molecule: messenger RNA, 593 nt
Organism: Aspergillus welwitschiae
Lineage: Eukaryota; Fungi; Ascomycota; Eurotiomycetes; Eurotiales; Aspergillaceae
Exons: 1
Coding region: 80-487 (135 amino acids)
Source: RefSeq, a predicted model, not a curated record
GUCCGUUACAUUGCCUCCACAUACCUCUGAUAGCCUAUCUCCUUUUUCAACGUACUCCGAUAACCACAUACCCGUUCAAAUGCCUCAAACUUCUGGUCUGCACGUUGCCAUCUUCCGGAACCAUGACGGCGUAUAUAAACACUGGGGCCUAUUCCUCGACGGACCAACAAAGCUUGAAAAGACUGUCUUUCAGAUUAUGGGAUCAUCUACCAGAUAUUAUUUCGAGAAGCUAAACUCCGAUGCCCGGGAGUCGGCGGAUCUUCUUGAAUUGGUGCACCUCUGUGAUGUGGCGAAUUCCCAUGCCACUGCCAUCGAAGACGCUGCCGAGAAUAUGACCAUACACAAUGAGGCACCGGGUUAUAACUGCCAGGAUUACGUUCUUGAGCUUUUAGAUGACUUGGAAGAGAGGGGUUUCAUUGAUAAGGAGGACGCCGAUUAUCGAAAAAAUAGGAUGGCAUUGGAGCGUAAGCAGGAGGGUUUGGAUUAGCGGGACUCGGUCGAUUUAGUUAGGCUUCUCUUCAGCCGUUGGACUCCUGUGGGUCUGUCGAGCAAUGUGCUUCCUUUAGUGGUUGGGGCAGAUGAUAAGGAAUAUC